This is a messenger RNA of Aspergillus nidulans FGSC A4, 2157 nucleotides long. Its product is annotated as FAD binding domain protein. The record is from RefSeq and is a predicted model, not a curated record. Gene Ontology annotation, biological process: 'de novo' L-methionine biosynthetic process. Gene Ontology annotation, molecular function: oxidoreductase activity; NADPH-hemoprotein reductase activity. The transcript has 3 exons. The coding region runs from base 1 to 1935 and encodes 644 amino acids. Lineage: Eukaryota; Fungi; Ascomycota; Eurotiomycetes; Eurotiales; Aspergillaceae.
AUGGUGCACGCCGUUCUCCCCCAGACGCCGCUGUCGCCGCGGGCUGCGGCCGCAAGGCCGACAUACACCCACCGUGAAUCCGGAAAUGUCCCCAUGUCCUCGACCUCCCACCCUGAUAACCCCGUGCCGGAAGAACCUCGAGUGCGCUCCCUGUCCGUUACAAACAAGAGCUUCGGCGGCUCUUCGGUCUCUUCACAAGAAACAGAGAACACAGAUUCAGAGUCACCGUCAACACCACCCACAGAACAAUCAGAUGAAGAGUUUGCGGAGAAACAACCCAAGGAUGAUGCUGGACGUCAACGGCGGGCUUCCACUGUUCUGAUCUCGCAGGGUCCCGAUGACAUGCGGCGGAUCUUAGAAAAUGUUGGAACAGGGGGGACACAGAAACUCCAGCCCAUGUGCUGUGGUGGCGGUUGCUGCCGUCUUCAACCGCUGAACCGAGCUCCCGGGCCUGUUUCGGUGAUCAACCCCGUCACACCACCAGAUAACAAGGCGUACCAGAGUCUAAAGCUUAACGUCGACCUCCUUACGCUCGACAGCGAGCUCACCAACAUCGCUCCUCUGCCAGAGAAGAAGGUAUCAUUCUCGGCAGUCCCACCUUCUGCUGUGAAUAUGAACCUUGGGCCCGCGGAUCAUCCACCUCCUUUUGUGCAACCUCACCCUCCGUACAAUGUGUACCGAGCCCCUGUUUACCACGCACGAGAACUCACGAGCGCUGGCGCUGAGAAGCGGACAUACCAUUUCGAUAUAGACGUAACUGAUUAUCCGGCCGAGAGUGGAAUGGUCGACUUCGUUGUAGGUGGUGCCAUCGGAGUUUGCCCGAUGAACAAGGAGGAGGAAGUUGAGGAUAUUUUCAACCAACUUGGUAUUCCCAAGUCUAUUCGGGACAAGAAGGUCACUGUCCGGACUACCCACGGCAGGUGGCCAACGAUCUGGGGUAAAGAGGAAGCGCGCGAGUUGAUCACUACCCGACGCGAGCUCCUGAAAUGGUGCUCCGACAUUCAGAGCUAUGCCCCGACCAAGGGCCUCUUCCGGCUGCUCGCCGAGUAUGCCAGCGACCCGAGCGAAAAGAAGAUUCUUUUGUUCCUCGCAUCAGCUCAAGGCCAAGGCGCCUUCUGCGAUCUCCGCACCAGUUCACACAUCACCGUCUCUCAACUGCUCCACGCAUUCCCCUCAUCACAUCCCCCGCUCGACCACCUCCUAUCCACCCUCAACCAACUGAUGCCACGAUUCUACUCUCUUUCGCAAGACCCUCUUAUCUCCCGCAAACGCAAAGGUGAUCAGUACCGCCGUCUAGUUGAAAUCGCCGUCACAGUCGCCGAAUCAGAAGACUGGAAGGGCGGUAGUAGAACAGGCGUGGGCUCGGGUUUUAUGGAACGUCUCGCAAGGCAGGCCGUCGAAGCUCAAGCGCAAGGUCGUGAACCAGGCGAUCUCGAUCUGCACGUUCCCAUGUUCCGCGGCCUUAUGGCCAACCCUCUCGCUAAGCGCUUUGCUUCAGACGGACCUAUGCUCCUCAUCGGUGCUGGUGUUGGAAUCGCGCCUUUCCGCGGCUUUGUCCAGCGUCGCUUGCAGUCAGCGAACUGCGCGAACAAAGUCUGGGUGUUGCAGGGGGUUCGCGAUUCUCUGCUCGACGAGCUUUACCGCGGCGAGUGGGGUGUCGAGGAGGACAAAGUGCGCAAGGUUGUGCAGAGUCGGCGGGGCGAGAGCAAGUACGUCCAGGAAGAAGUCCGCAAUCAAGCAGACCUUGUUUGGUUCGUGAUCAACUCGCUCGACGGCCGAGUCUUCGUCUGCGGAAGCGGCAAAGGUAUGGGCGAGGGCGUUGAGGCUGCACUAGUUGAUGUUGCCAUGGCAAAGGGAAAUCUGAAUAGGGAAGAGGCGGAGCUUUUCUGGGAAAAUAAGAAGGAGGCAGGGCAAUAUAUAGCGGAGACGUGGUGAGACAUAUGUAAGAUAGACUCGGACUCGGGUUCGGACUCGGAGAUACUAGAGCGAUCUGCGUGACUUAUCCCGAGUUCCUGGAGAACUCGGAGAAAAGAGGCCCUUCUACUUUAGCGCUGUUCUUUAUCACUGCUGUCGCGGUAGAUGGUUGUUAAACCAGGAUAGGUAUAUUGGAUUCAACUAGGAGUAUGUAUGAUUUAUAAUCAAGUUUAUAUCAUUCAC